AGCCGGAAUUUAUCAGUUGGUCUUUGUUUAUUACAUGCAUUCUGUGUUGCAGACCUUCCAAUAUGCUUGUCCUGUAUUUCUGUCCUUCUCAGCCUUUCACCUUAUCCUUCCAUUUCUUCACAGUAUUUCUUUCAGGUCUUACCUGAGUCAUUUUUCAUGUUACCAGAAAACUAUUGCAGGCUGUGAAUGCACUAACGGCAGUUGCGACAUUGUCGUUAGGGUAUUUCCUAUAAUAUAGAUUUAUAAAAGGAAGCACAUAUACAGAAGAUGGAUCGCGAAGCAUUCCCGCCGUCUGAAAUUCGUCAUCUCGAGAGCCUGAUAGCAUCGAUGCGAGUGAAUGAACUGCAGACAGUUCUGUCUAUGUUCAAAAUGCCAAAACUGGGAAAGAAACAAGAAUUGAUCCAGCGGUGUACGGACUUGUUACGAACACCAGCGUUACAAAUACAAGUAGCUAAUCAGGUAAAGAUACUAGUUGGUAAAAAUAAUAGUCGAGCUGCACCGUACUCGGUACCUAUCAGGAACUGCCUGCCCAACGGUCUGAUGAUGAAUGGUAAUACUGGGUACGGCUAUCGCCACGGUACCAAUGCGCAGUUACUGCAUCAGAUGCAGUCAAACACUCUACAUCAGCAGGCUCGGGUACUGCGAAAUUUAGUGCCGAUUCCGCUUCCUUUUUACGAUUGGCACAAGACUGUGCUGGAACCUAUGGAACUGCCACCUAUCAUGUCGGGAGUGAAGACUCCUUGUAAGCAAACCUUCACAUUCCUGUUGCCUAGAGAGUACUUUUUAAAUUGGUCGUCCAACACUACCCCACUACCCCGAUAUGAAAUGCAGCUUAGAUUUUUCCAAGUGCCUGAUAACUACGCCUCCCAAGAGUUACCGGAUGAUUUUCCCCUCAACUGUGUGGCGCGAGUAGAGGAGCAGCAUGUCAAUUUACCGGCUCUUAUCCCUACCAACAAGCCAAAUGUGGAACCGAAACGACCAUCGCGUCCUGUGGAUAUAACGCAAUACUGUUUGAAUGUUCGAGAUUACAGUCGACCGAUGCGCUUGAUGGUGGAAUGGACUGGUGACAAGCGAACGUGGGCAGUCGCAAUUUAUCUGGUUUAUCGAGUGACUUCCGAAAUUCUGCGAGACCGCGCAACGGGUGCAGUCAAGGUAAAUGGUGAAAGCAAUAACGAACGGCCGAAUCAUCGCCAAGAAGAAAGCGUCACAAGGAAUCUUAUCCGAGCACGGUUAGGCGGUGGAAAUGACGAUGACAUAGCAAUGGACCAACUCAAAAUUAGUCUAUUAUGUCCGCUUUCUCGGACGCGUAUCAAUUUACCGGCUCGAUGUAAACUCUGUCAUCACCUGCAAUGUUUCGAUCUGUACAACUACUUACAAAUGAACGAAAGGCGGCCGACAUGGCGUUGUCCUGUUUGCAGUGGCCCAGCACAUUUCAAGAAUAUCAUCAUUGAUGAAUAUUUUCAAAAUAUGCUCGCCAGUGUCGACGCCGAGACUACUGAAGUAGAACUUCUGGUCGAUGGCUCUUACAAAACUGUGGAAAAUAAUGUUGUCGAUUUGGAUGACGAAGAUGCCCCAACAACUACUGGAGCUGGGGAUACCGCCGCAUCAAGUGGGACUGGCACACCAUCCACUUCUGCACCCCCUUCAUCAUCUCAUCAUAGGCCGAAAAGUCAUGAGGAAGAGGUUAUAGUUCUCUCUGACUCGGAUGAUGAGGAUGAGGCAGUCGAACAAGCGAUUCGCAAUUCUAUAGCAGAAUCCGAACGCGCCGCACCCGCACCGAAACCGGCAAGCCCUACGCCUCGAUCUAGAGACAGCUCUAUAAUAAUAAUUGAUGACGAAAGCCCACCUCGACCUGUUCAAAACAAAACUUGCAAUGGGUCAAGCUCGUCUACGUCGACACUUUCACCUCCGAGCACCUCUGCGGGUACUUUGCCAUCGCCACUCAUGUGUUCUUCACCGAUAAGCACAAAUGGAGUAAUGGCGGCUAGCCGGUUAGCCGCUCCACCGUUACACAGUGUAUUGGCUGGACAUCAAAAUCUUUACAAUAGCACGGCGCCCCUAUCAUACUACCACCAGUCUCAGUGGAGUCAAGCGGCCUCCAGACCACAAUAUCCGACAUCCCAGUCACAGACCUCUGCCGCACUCAACGCCGGAUCAGCCUUCACCCUCUCUUACAAAGCACAGCCUCCUCCACCAAUGAGCACACUAUUGGGACGAUACAACCCAACUGCAUCUGCGUUACCAUUCGGUUGUCCAAAUCCAACACAACCCACUCAAACGUCACAUUUUGGCGGUGGCGCAAAUCUGCAACAAGUGCUGGCGUCACUUGUUCAGCAAAGCGCAUUUGCUAAUGGUACAGGUAGUAGUCCCGGUUCUACUAACUCAUCUCAGUAAUAAUGGAUCAUCCCAGGUUUGUGGGAAAUUUGAUUUGAUCCUUGUUUUGUGGGAUCCUACGAUUUUCUUUGUUUCUGUCGGUGUCAUUUGAGCUUGUUUAAACAUUAGCGCUUCAAUAUCCGUUGAUUCUCAUGUUUUUCGAUGGAUUAGUUUUUGCUAGAUAGGGUUUGUGUGAUUAUGCUUGUUCCGAGCUGCGUCGGGUGCAACUAGCUGUAAAGUAAUUGGGAUUGUCGCUUGUUUUACAUAUUGUGUCCAGGUUUUUAGAAAGCGGU
Cylicocyclus nassatus is the source of this 2666-nucleotide messenger RNA. NCBI's taxonomy places the organism in Eukaryota, Metazoa, Nematoda, Chromadorea, Rhabditida, Strongylidae. The record is from the annotation of a GenBank genome assembly.